Messenger RNA from Drosophila navojoa, 891 nucleotides. RefSeq names its product probable basic-leucine zipper transcription factor R. The record is from RefSeq and is a predicted model, not a curated record. Lineage: Eukaryota; Metazoa; Arthropoda; Insecta; Diptera; Drosophilidae.
GGAGCAGCAAGAACAGCAGGAGCAACAGGAAGAGCAGGAGCAGCCGGUGCCAGCACCCGCUGCCUUUGGAAAUGAUAACGAAACAGUGGCUGAGCAGGUAACUGUGAAUGUGGAGGAGGCUAAGGAGCAGCAGGCCAAGGAGGAACCAGAGAACAAUUAUGACAGCUUGAUGAGCCUGCCGGCGCCGCCCUCAACCGAGGAGAUUAAGGAGUUCAAUGAUUUUACACUGAUGGAAUCGAAUCAAUUGGAUUCAUUGCCGCCACCACCGCCACCGCUCAGCGAGCCAGCCAUUGGGAAUGGACACCAGCACGACGAGGACGCGGAGCAGGAGGAGCAAGAAGAGCAAGAGGAGCAGCAACAGAAGGAGCUACAGGAGCAGGAGCCGAAGCAGCAGCUGAAGCUAGCCAAUGGCAAAAUUUGCGCACCACCAAACACCGCUGAGCACACCAAUGGAACUGGCACCGGACAGGAGCAGCCAUCGACAUUGACGCCGCCAGCCUCGCCCCCCGCCUCCCCCAGCGCUGCGACAUUGUGCGCUGGGAGCCUCGCGAAUGGCAUACACGCGGUGCCGCAGCCCAUGGUCGUCGAUGUGAAUGGCAGUUAAGAACAAGAAGAAGAAGGAGCGGUCAAAAAUAUAAUGAAGAAGAGGAAGCAGUGGAAGAAGGUAUGCUAUGCAAGAGUACUCAAUAUAUACUAAUAUCUAAGCUAUUUAGAAACUCGAUCAACGUGGUGUUGUUAUACUUUUUUUUUUGCAAGCGGUGGGUGAGUCUCCUCCAGCCACCCACACACACACACACACACACACAUACUACACACGUGUGUGUCGAAUGGUUAGGCUAGACUAAGCGUUAGGCAGCAUAAAAUAAUCCAAAAGCAAAAAAAAAAACUAAA